UCCUUUAUAUACCCAACUCUUUCCUCUCGCAACAGUCAAGUUUAACAGAGACAACUCUAACAGUGCUGCUCCAGCUCACCUGCAACGAAUCUCCAUUUUUCAAAAAGGGACAUUCUUCUCGGGGCCAUAGUAAAGAGGAACGACUUGUCAAGAGGGUGCCAAUUAAAAAAAAGCGGACGACCAGCUGCUUGCACAUUGUAAAUCGGAUAUUUUAAUCCAUCACUGUCCUGACAUAAGUGGUUUCUUCGCAAGUGCAUCCGAAAAAUCUCCAGGCUGCUUUUCAAACUCCCUCAAGUUUGAACUUUCCUCCGCGAGAGCGCGCUUGCCAACGACCUGCUAAAGUUUUCUGCGCUGCCGAGCGCACAAUUCAACACAUAAGUGUCACCGAGGUAUAAAAGUGGACACGGAAAAAGCCACCAUGAUGAGCAAUAACUACGGCGAGGACCAGCUGCCUCCACAGUACUACCAGGCCACCGACUUUGGGGAAGAGGAGGACGACGAGAUGCCAGCCACGGAGAAGGACCUGGCCGAGGACGCGCCAUGGAAGAAGAUCCAGCAGAACACCUUCACCAGGUGGUGCAACGAGCACCUCAAGUGCGUCAACAAGACCGUCACCGACCUGCAGAGGGAUUUUACUGACGGGCUGAAGCUGAUUUCGCUGCUGGAAGUUUUGAGCCAGAAGAAAAUGUACAGAAAGCACCACACCAGACCCAACUUCCGUCAGAUGAAACUGGAGAAUGUGUCUGUGGCACUAGAGUUCCUGGACAGGGAGCAUAUUAAACUGGUCUCAAUCGAUAGCAAAGCCAUUGUUGAUGGGAAUCUAAAGCUGAUCCUGGGUCUUAUCUGGACUCUCAUCCUCCACUACUCUAUCUCCAUGCCCAUGUGGGACGACGAGGAUGACGAGGAGACAAAGAAGAUGACCCCCAAACAGCGCCUGUUGGGCUGGAUACAGAACAAGGUGCCCCAGCUGCCCAUCCGCAACUUCAACCGUGACUGGCAGGACGGCAAAGCCCUGGGAGCUCUGGUCGACAACUGUGCGCCUGGUUUGUGUCCUGACUGGGCAGAGUGGGACCCAAACAAGCCUGUGCAGAAUGCCAGAGAAGCCAUGCAACAGGCUGACGACUGGUUGGGUGUGCCUCAGGUUAUUGCCCCUGAGGAGAUCGUGGACCCAGAUGUAGAUGAGCACUCAGUGAUGACCUACCUGUCUCAGUUCCCCAAGGCAAAGCUGAAGCCCGGAGCCCCUCUCAAGCCCAAACAGCUUUUCCCAAACAAGGCCAAAGCCUACGGGCCUGGUAUUGAGCCUCAUGGCAACAAGGUGCUGCAACCAGCUGUGUUCACUGUGGAGACUCUGGAGGCUGGCAGCGGUGAGGUCCUGGUUUAUGUGGAGGAUCCUGAGGGACACAAAGAGGAGGCUAAGGUUAAACCUAACAAGGACAAAAACAGAACCUACACUGUCACCUAUCUCCCUAAAGUCGAGGGCGUUCACAAGGUGAAAGUGCUGUUUGCCGGUCAAGACAUUGACAAAAGCCCCUACACGGUGAAUGUAGCAAAGGAUAUGGGUGACCCCAGCAAAGUCCAUGCCAGAGGACCUGGCCUGGAUGCUACAGGCAAUGUGGCAAACAAACCCACCUACUUUGACAUCUACACAGCUGGUGCUGGUAAUGGCGACGUCAGUGUGGUAAUCGUCGAUCCUCAGGGCAAAAAGGACACAGUGGAGCUCAUCCUGGAGAAUAAGGGAGACAAUGUUUUCCGUUGCACCUAUCGUCCUAUGAUGGAAGGGCCUCACACCAUCCACAUACUGUUUGCAGGCCAGGAGAUCCCCAAGAGCCCGCACACUGUCAACAUCGCAGAGGCUCCACCAGUUGCUCCUCCCAUAGGAGCUCCACUGCAGAUAGUCCCUCAGUCAGUGCGCACCCCUCCUGGAGUGAAGGGUGGGAAGGGGGCUACCCCCCCAAAAGCUGGCCGCCCAACCGUGAACCCAAAUGCCUGCAGAGCUACAGGCAGAGGCCUUCAGCCUAAAGGCGUGAGAGUAAAGGAGGUUGCAGACUUCAAAGUUUUCACCAAGGGAGCUGGCAGUGGAUCGCUGAGCGUCUCAGUCAAAGGACCAACUGGAGCAGAGGAGCAAGUGAAAGUGCGAGAUGCAGGAAACGGUGUGUAUGAAUGUGAAUAUUACCCCCUUAAGCCUGGUAAAUACACAGUCAGCAUCACCUGGGGAGGCCAGCCCAUCCCACGCAGCCCCUUCGAAGUGGAGGUGGGUGAGGAGGCAGGUUUUCAGAAGGUGAGGGCCUGGGGGCCUGGUCUAAAGACUGGCAUGGUGGGAAAAUCUGCUGACUUUGUGGUUGAAGCCAUCGGCACAGAAGUUGGAACUCUGGGCUUCUCCAUCGAAGGCCCAUCGCAAGCUAAAAUUGAGUGUGAUGAUAAGGGUGAUGGCUCCUGUGAUGUGCGCUAUUGGCCCACUGAAGCCGGUGACUAUGCCGUCCAUGUCAUUUGUGAUGACGAGGACAUCAAGGACAGCCCCUUCAUGGCCCACAUCCUCCCUGCAGCCAAUGAUGUCUUCCCUGAGAAGGUGAAAGCAUUUGGUCCAGGCCUGCAGCCAACUGGCGUCGUUGUGAACAAACCGACUGAAUUCACCAUCGACGCCCGCAUGGCUGGGAAGGGUCAACUCAAGAUUUAUGCACAGGACGCUGAAGGCUGCACCAUCAACAUCAAGAUCACUGACAAGGGGGACGGCACGUUUCUCUGUGUGUACACCCCUGUCAAGUCCAUUAAACACACCAUCAUCAUCACAUGGGGGGAUGUCAACGUGCCGAACAGCCCUUUCAGGGUGCUGGUUGGAGAGGGUUGUCAUCCAGACAGAGUUAAGGUCUAUGGGCCUGGAGUGGAGAAGACGGGGCUCAAGGCUAACGAGCCGACAUACUUCACAGUUGACUGCAGUGAAGCCGGUCAAGGGGACAUCAGCAUUGGAAUCAAGUGUGCCCCAGGGGUGGUUGGUCCUGCCGAGGCAGACAUCGACUUUGACAUCAUCAAGAAUGACAAUGACACCUUCACUGUCAAGUACACUCCCCCGGGUGCCGGCCGAUAUACCAUCAUGGUGCUGUUUGCUGACCAGGAAAUUCCCGUCAGUCCAUUCAAAGUCAAAGUGGAUCCUUCCCACGAUGCUGGUAAAGUGAGAGCAGAGGGCCCCGGACUCAACAAGACAGGAGUGGAGGUGGGCACUCCAACCCACUUCACUAUCUACACAAAGGGAGCUGGCAAGGCCAAGCCUGAGGUGCAUUUCACAGCAUCAGGCCCAGGAGAGGCGGUUCGUGACUUUGAGAUCAUCGAUAACCACGAUUACUCCUACACUGUCAAGUACACGGCUCUUCAACAGGGUAACAUGACGAUUUCAGUCACUCAUGGAGGAGAUCCCAUUCCCAAGAGCCCCUUCCACAUCACAGUCGCACCAGCUUUGGAUAUUGGAAAGGUGAAAGUGGAGGGAUUGGAUACCAAAGUGGAGGUUGGAAAGGACCAGGAGUUCACUGUUAACACAAAGGGCGCUGGUGGCCAGGGCAAUGUGGGUGUGAAGAUGACCUCACCCUCUGGGCGACCAAUCCCUUGCAAACUGGAAUCAGACAAAGCCAAAGGCACUCACAGUGUGAAGUAUAUUCCCCCAGAGGAGGGGCAGUACAAGGUUGAUGUCAGCUAUGAUGGCAACCCGGUGAUGGGAAGCCCCUUUGGGGUUGAAGCAGUGAUGCCUGCUGAUCCUUCAAAGGUGCGAGCUUUUGGCCCAGGCCUGAAGGGAGGCAUUGUGGGUAAACCAGCUCCAUUCACUAUUGACACAAAGGGAGCUGGUGCAGGAGGGCUGGGCCUGACUGUGGAGGGUCCCUGCGAGGCGAAGAUUGAGUGUCAGGACAAUGGUGACGGCACAUGCUCAGUGUUCUACCUGCCCACUGAGCAUGGGGAGUACGACAUCAACAUCUUGUUUGCUGAAAAGCACAUCCCCGGCUCUCCCUUCAAAGCUGCAGUGCGCCCAGCCUUGGACCCCAGCAAGGUGACGGCUAGCGGGCCGGGCCUGGAGAAGGCCAAGGCGGGCGAACCAGCAACCUUCACUGUGGACUGCACCCGAGCAGGCGAUGCUGAGCUCACCAUUGAGAUUGUGUCAGAGACUGGGGCCAAGGCUGAAGUUCACAUCCAGAAAACUGCAGAGGGGACCUUCUCUGUUACAUACAUCCCACCCUUCCAUGGUGCACACACCAUCACGAUCAAGUAUGGUGGCCAGAUGAUUCCCCAGUUUCCCAAGGUCCUGCAGGUGGAGCCCUCUGUGGACACCAGCGGGGUGCAUGUGUAUGGGCCUGGAGUGGAGCCCAGAGGGGUCCUCAGAGAGGUGACAACCCACUUCAUUGUUGAUGCUCGCGCCCUCAACAAGGUUGGAGGAAAUCAUGUGAAGGUUCACAUUAUCAGCCCCUCCGGCACCUCUACAGAAACCUACAUCACUGACAAGGGAGAUGGCACCUACAGAGUGGAGUACACAGCAUUCGAGGAUGGAAUGCAUCUGAUUGAGGUGCAGUAUGAUGAAGCGCCAGUGCCCAAGAGUCCCUUCAGAGUGUCUGUGGUGGAGGGAUGUGAUCCAACCCGAGUCCGUGCCUUUGGUCCAGGUCUGGAGGGAGGGAUUACCAACAAGCCCAACUGCUUCACUGUUGAGACCAGGGGUGCUGGUACAGGAGGCCUGGGCCUGACCAUUGAGGGAGCCUCAGAGGCAAAAAUAUCCUGCAAGGACAAUAAAGAUGGCAGCUGCAGUGUGGAGUACAUCCCCUUCACUCCUGGAGACUAUGACGUCAACAUCAACUACGGCGGUCAGCCCAUCCCCGGCAGUCCCUUCCGCGUACCAGUGAAGGACCCUGUGGACCCCAGCAAGGUGAAGUGCUCCGGUCCAGGUCUGGGCAGUGGAGUGAGAGCCCAUGUUCCUCAGACUUUCACAGCAGACUGCACCCAGGCUGGACAGGCCCCUCUGGAUGUCAAACUCUAUGGUCCAACAGGUACUGUGGAGCCGGUUGGUGUGAAGAACAAUGGCGAUGGUACUCACACAGUUCACUACACCCCUGCCCAGGAUGGCCCUUACACUGUAGCUGUUAAAUAUGCAGAGCAGGAAGUCCCACACAGUCCAUUCAAGGUAAUGUCUCAGCCUGGGCAUGACGCCAGCAAGGUACGCGCCAGUGGCCCUGGUCUAGACACAAAAGGUGUGUCUGCAAGCCUGCCAGUUGAGUUCACCAUCGAUGCUCGUGAUGCUGGAGAGGGACUGCUGACUGUGCAGAUUCUGGACCCAGAGGGCAAGCCAAAGAAUGCAACCAUCCAGGACAACAGGGACGGCACCUACACUGUCUCCUAUGUCCCUGACUCUACAGGCCCCUACACCAUCACUAUUAAAUAUGGAGGAGAUGAGAUCCCUUAUUCCCCAUACCGAAUCCAGUCCCUGCCCACAGGGGAUGCCAGCAAAUGUCGCGUCACAGUGUCUAUUGGAGGACAUGGCGUGUCAAGCCUCCAGAAGCUGCAGACCUCAGAGGAUACAGUUAUCACAGUGGAUGCCAAGGCUGCUGGGAAAGGCAAGGUGACCUGCAAGGUGCAGACCCCACAAGGGAUGGAGCUGGACAUGGAUGUGGUGGAAAAUCGUGAUGGGACCUUUGACAUUUACUACACAGCCCCUGAACCUGGGAAAUAUGUUAUUACCAUCCGCUUUGGGGGACAGAACAUCCCUAAGAGCCCCUUCCAUGUGGUGGCCCAAAAUGAGCCAGUUGCUCCUCGUGACACCGUCGAUCCACUCUUCCGUCCCGUUAACUUCCUUGUCCCCUUCACGCCACAGCAAGGAGAAAUCACAGGUGAGGUGCGGAUGCCUUCGGGCAAAACUUCCCGCCCGCAUAUCACUGACAAUAAGGAUGGCACCAUCACAAUCAAGUACCAGCCCACAGAGAGAGGUCUGCAUGAGAUGGACAUCAAAUAUGACGGCAACCACAUUCCAGGAAGCCCUCUGCAGUUCUUUGUGGAUGCUGUGAACAGUGGAGUGGUGACUGCUUAUGGUCCUGGUCUGAGUUACGGCAUGGUCAACAAGGCUGCCACUUUCACUGUGGUCACCAAGAAUGCAGGAGAAGGUGGUCUGUCACUGGCAGUGGAGGGUCCCUCGAAGGCCGAGAUCACCUGUAAGGACAAUAAAGAUGGCACCUGCACCGUGUCCUACUUGCCCACAGCUCCUGGAGACUACAACAUCAUUGUAAAGUUUGACAACAAGCACAUUCCUGGCAGUCCCUUUACUGCUAAGAUCACUGGGGAUGAUGCCAUAACCAGGACAUCACAGCUGAAUGUCGGCACAGCAGCAGACGUGUCCCUAAAGAUCGCAGAGACUGAUCUGAGCUCUCUGACUGCCAGUAUCAGAGCACCAUCAGGCAACGAGGAGCCCUGCCUGCUCAAGAGACUGCCCAACAGACACCUCGGUAUUUCUUUCACCCCUAAGGAGGUUGGCGAGCAUGAAGUGAGUGUAAGGAAGAAUGGCGUGCACGUGGCCAACAGCCCCUUUAAAAUCAUGGUUGGCCAGUCAGAGAUUGGCGAGGCCAGCAGAGUGAAGGCUUACGGUAAAGGCCUGGUGGAGGCACGCACUUUGGAAAUGGCUGAAUUCGUUGUGGAUACAAGGAACGCAGGUUAUGGAGGUCUAGCAUUGUCUAUCGAAGGUCCGAGCAAAGUGGAUAUCAACUGUGAAGAUGUGGAGGAUGGGACGUGCAGAGUCACUUACUGUCCAACAGAACCUGGAAAUUACACCGUUAACAUCAAGUUUGCUGAAAAACACAUCCCAGGAAGUCCUUUCACAGUAAAGGUGACCGGAGAAGGAAGGAUAAAGGAGAGUAUUACUAGAAAGAGACAGGCGUCUUCUAUUGCCUCAGUGGGCAGCACCUGUGGCCUGAACCUCAAGAUCCCAGGAAACUGGUUCCAGAUGGUUUCAGCUCAGGAGAGGCUGACCAGGACAUUCACCCGCAGCAGCCACACCUACACCCGCACUGAGCGCACAGAGAUCAGCAAAACCCGCGGUGGAGAGACCAAGAGGGAGGUUCGAGUGGAGGAGAGCACCCAGAUGGGAGGAGGAGGAAGUCCCUUCAGAGAUGUUUUUGGAGACUUUCUGGGCAGAGAGAGCCUCAGCAGCUUCGCCGGCAUCACUGCCAGACCUGAGGUUGAGAGUGGCUCUCAGGCCAUGACGGCUCAGGUGACCAGCCCCAGUGGGAAAACAGUGGAUGCCGACAUCGUGGAUGGAGGGAGCAGCACAUACAGCGUGCGCUUCAUCCCCCAAGAAAUGGGACCCCACACUGUUAACGUCAAGUACAGUGGCCAACACGUCCCUGGUAGCCCCUUCCAGUUUACUGUGGGGCCCAUGGGUGAGGGAGGGCCACACAAGGUCCGCGCUGGAGGACCCGGCCUGGAGAGAGGAGUGGCUGCAGCACCUUCUGAAUUUAGUAUCUGGACCAGGGAGGCAGGUGCUGGUGGUCUGUCCAUUGCUGUGGAGGGCCCCAGCAAGGCUGAGAUCUCCUUUGAGGACAGAAAAGAUGGUUCCUGCGGCGUCUCCUACAUAGUCAAAGAACCAGGUGACUACGAGGUGUCAAUCAAGUUCAACAACGAGCACAUCCCUGACAGCCCAUUCAUCGUUCCGAUUGCUACACUGUCAGACGAAGCCCGCAGGCUCACUGUCACAAGCCUUCAGGAGAAGGACUUGAAAGUAAACCAAGAGGCAUCCUUCAUGGUGCAGCGCAACGGGGCUCGGGGUGUGGUCGACGCCAAAGUCCACACACCCGCCGGUUCCUCUGAGGAAUGCUAUGUCACUGAGCUUGACAGCGACAAAAGUGCAAUCCGCUUCAUUCCCCGGGAGAACGGAGUGCACGCCAUAGAUGUCAAGUUCAACGGAUGCCACAUUCCUGGAAGCCCCUUUAAUGUGCGAGUGGGAGACCCGGGGCUGGUUGGAGACCCAGGCAUGGUGACUGCACAUGGUGCUGGACUGCAGGGAGGAACCACAGGUUCACCCUCAGAGUUUGUGGUCAACACCUGUAACGCAGGCUCUGCCACUCUAUCGGUCAACAUCGACGGGCCAUCCAAGGUAAAGAUGGACUGCCGGGAGUGUCCUGAAGGCUACAAGAUCACCUACACACCCAUGGCACCGGGCAACUAUCUCAUCACCAUUAAAUACGGAGGGCCGCAGCACAUCGUGGGCAGCCCUUUCAAAGCUAAAAUCACAGGAGCUCGUCUGUCAGGGGGACACAGCCUCCAUGAGACCUCCUCUGUCUUGGUUGAAACAGUCACCAAGACCUCCAAGGUGGGCGGUGCCUACAGCUCCAGCUCCUCCUCUUCCACCACCUCAUCAAAACUGGCAUCAGAUGCCAGCAAGGUGGUUUGUCGUGGAACAGGGCUGUCCAAGGCUGUGGUCGGACAGAAAAACAAUUUUACAGUUGACUGCAGCAAAGCAGGUACCAACAUGCUGAUGGUCGGCGUGCAUGGACCUCAUGCUCCUUGUGAGGAGGUGUAUGUCAAACACAUGGGCAACAAGCUCUAUAACGUCACCUACACCGUCAAGGACAAGGGCAGCUACACCGUCAUUGUCAAAUGGGGCGACGACAACAUCCCCGGGAGCCCUUACAAGGUGGUUGUACCCUAAAAAAAACUGCAUCAUUGCUGAGUCCCUUCCCCUCCACUGACCCAGCACUCCUUCCUCAUCAUGUGCACGCAUCAAUCAAACUCCCUGGUUCUUCUUUUCCGGCGCUGCUCUUCGCUCUUCAACGGAUUACAAUAUACUCAACAUGCACUAAAACCCGCAAGGACAUUUGCUUACAGUUUUAUUGAUGACAGAAUAUCUAUUGUGCCAAAUUUUUUGCAUUAAUUCCAGAAAUUACAUUUACAAAUAUGCAUUCACAUUCAUAGUGAUGCAAAGGCAAACAGUGUGGUUUAUGAGUCUUUGAGUGAUGUUUGGCUCGGUCCAUAAAAUUUCCUCUUUCUGUUCUGUUGUGUUGUAAAGGAAUGGCAUCAUAUUUGAAUGUGCAGAUAUGUUGGAGUAAUCAACAGUAUUACAGUGUGGUGCAAUAUGGUUUUGUAUGGUUUAAGAAAUAAUUACUUUUUUUGUUAUAUUAACCUAUUUUUGGUAAGUCUUUGCAGACCUAAUAAAGAUUUAAUUGCUAACUUUC
This is a messenger RNA of Centropristis striata (black sea bass), 9182 nucleotides long. RefSeq names its product filamin-C-like. Gene Ontology annotation, biological process: actin cytoskeleton organization. Lineage: Eukaryota; Metazoa; Chordata; Actinopteri; Perciformes; Serranidae. The record is from RefSeq and is a predicted model, not a curated record. The transcript has 47 exons. Gene Ontology annotation, molecular function: actin filament binding. The coding region runs from base 419 to 8659 and encodes 2746 amino acids.